Molecule: messenger RNA, 1823 nt
Organism: Lepisosteus oculatus (spotted gar)
Lineage: Eukaryota; Metazoa; Chordata; Actinopteri; Semionotiformes; Lepisosteidae
Gene: serpinh1b
Product: serpin peptidase inhibitor, clade H (heat shock protein 47), member 1b
Biological process (GO): collagen fibril organization
Cellular component (GO): endoplasmic reticulum
Molecular function (GO): serine-type endopeptidase inhibitor activity
Source: RefSeq, a predicted model, not a curated record
CUUUUGUGGAGUAUAUAGGCCUGGAGCAGGGUCCAUCUUUGGAAGCCAACAGGACAGGACGCUCGGGAAGAAGGGGAGAGACCUGUGAAGAGCUGCAGGACAGCAGAAUGAAAAGGGCAAACGUUGGCUACAAUAUGAAAACAUUUCAAGGAUUGCACAGCUGCCUUCAAUCACAGAAAGCAUGUGGGUGACCAAGCUCGUAGCUCUGAGCCUCCUGGCUGCUCUGGCCACAGCGGAGGAGAAGAAGCUCAGCAGCCAUGCCAGCAUGUUAGCAGACACCAGCGCUAGUCUGGCCUUCAACCUCUAUCACAACAUGGCCAAAGAUAAGAACGCGGAGAACAUCCUCUUCUCCCCAGUAGUGGUAGCCUCCUCUCUGGGUCUGGUCCACCUGGGGGGCAAAUCCUCCACGGCAUCGCAGGCCAAGACAGUCCUCAGCGCCGACAAAGUGAAGGACGACCAGCUCCACACGGGCCUGUCGGAGCUCCUCACUGAGGUCAGCAACUCCACCGCUCGAAACGUCACCUGGAAGAUCGGCAGCCGCCUCUACGGGCCCAGCUCCGUCAACUUCGCGGACGAGUUUGUCAAGAGCAGCAAGAAGCACUACAACUACGAGCACUCCAAGAUCAACUUCCGGGACAAGCGGAGCGCUGUGAAGUCCAUCAACGAGUGGGCGGCCCAGACCACGGACGGGAAGCUGCCCGAGGUCACCAAGGAUGUGGAGAAGACUGAUGGAGCUAUGAUCGUCAACGCCAUGUUCUUCAAGCCCCACUGGGAUGAGAAAUUCCACCACAAGAUGGUGGACAACCGUGGAUUCCUGGUGUCACGCUCUUACACUGUUUCCGUUCCCAUGAUGCACCGCACAGGACUCUACAUGUUCCAUGAAGAUUCUGAGAAGAGGCUGUACGUGCUGAGCAUGCCUUUGGCUCACAAGAUGUCCAGCAUGAUCAUCAUCAUGCCCUACCAUGUGGAGCCAUUGGAAAGACUGGAGAAGCUGUUGACCCGCAAGCAGUUGGACACCUGGAUCAGCAAGAUGGAGGAAAGAGCUGUAGCCGUUUCCCUGCCCAAAGUCUGCAUGGAAGUCAGUCACAACCUCCAGAAACAUCUUGGGGAGCUGGGCCUGACAGAGGCUGUGGACAAAGCCAAGGCCGACCUCUCCAACAUCUCUGGAAAGAAGGACUUGUACCUGUCCAAUGUCUUCCAUGCCUCCGCAAUGGAGCUGGACACUGAAGGCAACCCCUUCGACACCAACAUUUACGGGAGCGAGAAGCUGAGGAACCCCAAACUAUUCUACGCAGACCAUCCAUUCAUCUUCGUCAUUAAAGACAAUAAAACCAACUCCAUCCUCUACAUCGGCAGGCUUGUAAGGCCCAAAGGAGAUAAAAUGCGAGAUGAGUUAUAGUUUUGUCUGGCUGUAGUUUGUGUGUGAGAUUGAAGUAUGACUAUGAGAAGCAAAAUGUCAGUCACCUCAUGAUCACAUUCCAUUAGAAAACCAAAACCUGUGGUACAUCCAGUCCUUACACUUUUCAGAAAAAGCAAACAUGUCUAGGAGCCGCUCUGAAGAGAUUUUUGACUUAACAACUGUCUUCCCCAGAGCUGGCCACCAGAAAUGUUUGCUUUAUUCUGGAAUAUUUUGAACAAUUGUGUUUUGAAAAGCAUUCCUAUUGCAGACCAAAAAACAUACAUUGCCACCUAACUCUACCAAUGAGAUCAGGCAAUCAAGUCACAGGAGACCUGUGGUUAAUUAUUUUUUGGAUAUUUAUUGUAGAUCACAGAUGAGGCCAGUCAGCUUAUAUUAAGCGUGGUUGUUUCAGGUAAUUGCCUCC